Messenger RNA from Astrephomene gubernaculifera, 2043 nucleotides. The record is from the annotation of a GenBank genome assembly. Lineage: Eukaryota; Viridiplantae; Chlorophyta; Chlorophyceae; Chlamydomonadales; Astrephomenaceae.
AUUUCGUAAAACACCUUGCAACAUAUAUGCGAAUGUAGGAGACAGCCCCUGACAACUUCAGUAAGAAGGCUUGCGAAAUGUCGAACGUGCUGCCGCAACGUCUUAGCCAGAGGCGGGUUGUACCGACAACUCGUAGUCCAUAUCAAUGUGCGAGAUCAAGACGCAUUGUCUUGGUUCAAGCACGAAGCAAGGCGUCUGAAGCAGUAGUAUUAGUAGGAGACAUCGGCGGAACAAAUGCCCGUCUGUCUGCCUGGCGAGCCGAUUUGGCUAGCCCAUCGGCGUCUGAGCUUUUUGCGAAGACCUACCCAACCGCUGACUACGACGCAUUCGACCACGUCGUGGAGGAAUUCCUGUCGGAGCCUUCUGUCCGCAGCAGCCCUCCCCAAGCAGCUGCGCUAGCAAUCGCCGGCGCCGUCAGCAACAACAGGUGCAACAUGACCAACGUGCGCUGGCUGGUGGACGGUGACGCCCUGACCGCCAAGCAUGGCUUCCGCGUGGCGCUGCUGAAUGACUUCGAGGCGGUGGGCUACGGCAUCCCCGCGCUGCCGGAGGAGGACCUGGAGGUGCUCAACGAUGUGCCCGUGCAGCCGCAGGCUCCCAAGGUGGUCAUGGGGCCGGGCACGGGGCUGGGUGCGGCUCAGCUGAUGUGGGAUUGUGGGCUGGGGGCGUACCGCGUAUGGCCAGGCGAGGGCGCCCACGCCACCUUUGCGCCACGCGGCUGGAAGCAGCAGGCCCUGGCGCAGUUCGUGACAGACAAGUACGGACACUGCGAGAUUGAGCAGGUGGCGUGCGGCAGCGGUCUGGAGCUGAUCUAUGAGUUCCUGGCAUCAGACGAGCCCGCCAACCGCCCCCACCUGCUGGCAGCAGCGGGCGCGCCGGGAGCAAAGGGAGGCAAGAAGCGUGCUGCGGAGAUCAGCGCCGCCGCACUGACCGGCAGCGACCCGCUGGCGGAGGAGGCAGUCGACCUGCUGUUCGCAAUCGUGGGGGCGGAGGCGGGGGCCAUGGCACUCAGGAGCCUGGCUAAAGGCGGCGUCUACAUCGCGGGUGGCAUCACACCCAAGCUGCUGCCCCGCGUGCGCCAGGGCUCCCUGCUGGAGGGGUUCCUCAUGCGGUCCGGCCGCCCGCCCUUCCACAAGCUGCUCACCCACACCCCGUUGUUCGUCAUCACGAAUGAGAAGGUGGGGCAGAUCGGCGCACGGGAGGUGGCGAAACGGCUGCUGGCGGGGUCGUUUGGUGGCUCGUGAGGCGCGAGGAAGACACGCAAAGAGGGAGGAGCGGGAGGAGGAGGAAAGGAAGGAGGAGGAGCAGAGGGGGCGCGAAAGGGUGGUGGCGGUGCGGGGGUUGUAAGGGAAGGAGCUGACGUCCUGGAUGCAUAUGCAUACACGUCCGACCAUCCUGCUAAGGAGUAGGGCCUUAGGCAUUGAAGGGAGGCCAUGUCGAUCUAGUUUACGUGGAUUGUUUUGAGUGGCAAACGGCCGCCUGCUAUUCAGCAAGACGAUGACGGGGCAUCGUGCUGCAUCUACGAGCGUAGCCGGUUACUGUUUAGGCGCCACAUUGUUGCAAAGCCGAGGAACCCGAAGCUGCACACCACUACCAGCUGCAGGUAGGGGCUGUAGGGCGAUUCCCGAGGUCAUGUGCAGGAAGGCGGCGGGGGCGGGCAUGCGCACUUGCGCAGAGGCAGGAUGAUUGGCGGGGCGGGGGCCCAGGAAGGUCAUCAGCUAGCAGGCGGGCGGGCGGGCGGCGUGCCACCGAGAGGGUAGAUGAGCAGUCGCAGCGUGAUCCCGCACCCACAUGUGCAGGAGGGGCGAGCGGAGCCACGGGGACCAAAGAGGGUCCUCAUCCCGAACCCCACUGGCAUCCACCAACAGGCUGAGCUGUUAUCGGUUUGCAGCCAGCCAAGCCAGCCCUUUGAUUGAAGGGGCGCUGGCAGGGCCAUUUUGCAGGGCCAGUUGCUGCAGGGUUGUUGCCGUACGUCGCUGCAGGGUUCAUUGCUGCAGCUGUUGCCUAGUAAAGCCGGAUUGUAACAAUUGUAAGGAGUUGCAA